Messenger RNA from Oryza sativa Japonica Group (Japanese rice), 877 nucleotides. Its product is annotated as non-specific lipid-transfer protein 1. Gene Ontology annotation, molecular function: lipid binding. Lineage: Eukaryota; Viridiplantae; Streptophyta; Magnoliopsida; Poales; Poaceae. The record is from RefSeq and is a predicted model, not a curated record. Gene Ontology annotation, biological process: lipid transport. Gene Ontology annotation, cellular component: membrane.
UAAGCCCCUUCAUUCCCGCGUAUUCUCCUCAUUCAUCCUAGCUCUCGCAGCAGCAACCAGCAAGGUAAUUAACCAACACCGAGCAUCAAGCGCAGUAGCCAAGUCAGCUGAGCUCAGCUAGCUAGCAUCCUCUGGAUCGAUCGAGAUGGCCCGUGCACAGUUGGUGUUGGUCGCCGUGGUGGCAGCUCUGCUCCUCGCCGCCCCGCACGCCGCCGUGGCCAUCACCUGCGGCCAGGUGAACUCAGCCGUUGGCCCCUGCCUCACCUACGCCCGCGGCGGCGGCGCCGGCCCUUCCGCGGCCUGCUGCAACGGCGUGAGGAGCCUCAAGUCCGCUGCCAGAACCACCGCUGACCGGCGCACCGCCUGCAACUGCCUCAAGAACGCCGCCCGUGGCAUCAAGGGGCUCAACGCCGGCAACGCCGCCAGCAUCCCCUCCAAGUGCGGCGUCAGCGUCCCCUACACCAUCAGCGCUUCCAUCGACUGCUCUAGGGUGAGGUGAUCGAGCUAUAUCGAUCGGAUCGAUGAUCAUAUAUAUACAGCAGCGCGCCGGUUGCCACCUGGGUCGAUGUGUGUGGAGCCGAAUUCUGUAUCCAAUACUACUAGUAGUAUCUGUAUUCUGGAAUAAAAGAUGAGCUAGCUAGGUCCAUCGAUCACCAUGCAUGCAUGUGUGUAUGGUUAUUGAUCGGCCCGGUCAGUCCAGCUAGCUUCCUGUUAUGUGUGUUCGUCUCGUUUAAUUUGCUCCUUUUUGAGGUGUACGUACCAGUGAGAGCUAGAGAUUGAGUUUAUACCCAUCUACAUGCAUGUGCGUGCUACUAGCUCCUUGUACUACGUGCUUGUUUGGAUUAUUACACAUACAUGUAGCUCUUUUUGGUACACA